AUGGAUGGCUUGAAUGUCUCCAUUGCUUUUUUCUUCCUGGUUGUUGGGCUGUGCCAGCUGCUCAGGUGGCUUUCCAAGAGGCUCCUGUCCCCAGGAGCACACAGCUGCCUUGCCAGGGAAUUUGCUGGCUCAUUCCAGUGGUGCACGAGCUGCCUGGAGCUGAGGAUGCUGAUGGAGAUUGGCCCCUGGGGUGGUGGCUUUGGCCUGGACGUGCUGCUGACCCUGCUCUUCCUCCUCUCCGCUGCCCACGGCGCCUCUUCCGACGGAGCCUCCGCCAACCCCACGGUGUCCCUGCAGGAGUUCCUGCUGCUGCACUCCAGCCUGGCAGCCACAGUGGCCGAGCUGCUGGGCCAGGCUGUGGGUGCAGGGACAGGCUGGGCUGUCACCCGGCUCUACUGGUCCUGGGAGCUGACACAGCUCCACUUCAUCCAGAACCUGAUCGCGCCCGAGUGCAGCUCCCCCAUCCGCACCUCCCUGCCCCACGCUGCCUUUGUGGAGGGCUCCUGCUCCUUCCUCUUCCACCUUGUGCUCCUCAAGGUGAGGCAGAGCCACCCCCUGUGCCGGGUCCCUGCGCUGGCAGUGACUGUCACCUUCCUGACCUACGCAGCUGGACCAUUCACGGGGGCUUUCUUCAACCCUGCCCUGGCCACAGCCACCACCUUCCAGUGCUCGGGGAGCAGCUUCUGGGACUACAUCCAGGUGUACUGGCUGGGGCCCCUCGCAGGGAUGCUCGCUGCCCUCCUGCUGUUCCAGGGCAACAUCCCACGGCUCUUCCAGAAAAACCUCCUCUACAGCCAGAGGAGCAAAUACAAGGUGCCCAAGGCAAAGGUGACAGCACAGCUGGAGGGUGACAAACCACAGAAGAAGAGGAAAGGGGGGAAGAGCAACUCAGAGCCCCAUGCCUGA
Messenger RNA from Catharus ustulatus (Swainson's thrush), 906 nucleotides. RefSeq names its product aquaporin-12-like. Bases 1 to 906 code for a protein of 301 amino acids. Gene Ontology annotation, cellular component: cytoplasm; membrane. Gene Ontology annotation, molecular function: channel activity. The record is from RefSeq and is a predicted model, not a curated record. NCBI's taxonomy places the organism in Eukaryota, Metazoa, Chordata, Aves, Passeriformes, Turdidae. The transcript has 3 exons. Gene Ontology annotation, biological process: transmembrane transport.